GUGUACUUUAGUAGUAGCUCCCCUGAGUAUAUUUUGCUCUGUGAGUAGUAGAGUGACAGUCAGUGUAGUUUGGACUUUAUUUAGUAGUAGAGUGACAGUCUGGAAGGGCGCACGCGCGAAACAUGGCCCAAGAUAACCUCAGUGCAGUUUUGUACAAAACAAAAGAUUUGCGAUUGGAGCAAACACCAAUCCCAGAAAUAGCAGACGAUGAGGUACUCCUACGCAUGGACUGUGUGGGCAUAUGCGGCUCGGACGUGCACUACUGGCAGAGCGGCGCUUGCGGACCCUUCGUGGUCAAGGAGCCCAUGAUCAUGGGCCACGAGGCCUCGGGCGUCGUCGCCAAGUUGGGCGCCAAGGUGAAGAGCCUCAAGGUGGGUGACCGCGUGGCGAUCGAGCCGGGCGUGCCGUGCCGCUGCUGCGAGUUCUGCAAGACGGGCCGCUACCACCUGUGCCCCGACAUUAUGUUCUGCGCCACGCCGCCCGCGCACGGCAACCUCGCCCGAUACUACAAACACGCUGCCGACUUCUGCUACAAAUUACCAGACCAUGUGUCAAUGGAGGAGGGAGCUUUAUUAGAGCCUCUGACGGUGGGCAUACACGCAUGUCGACGCGGCGGGGUGGCUGCCGGCGACGUGGUGUUGGUGCUGGGCGCUGGCCCCAUUGGUCUGGUCACAAUGUUGGCCGCCAAGGCCAUGGGCGCCAGCAAGAUUCUUAUCACGGAUAUUCUCCAGGCUCGCCUGGAUGUCGCCAAGGAGCUGGGUGCGGACUACACGCUGCUGGUGACGCGGGACUCUCAGGAAGCUGAGCUGGUCCGCAAGGUGCAUGAGAUCCUCGGAGGUCACCCGGACAUUUCCAUUGACGCUAGCGGCGCACAGUCCACUGUCCGGUUGUCUUUAUUGGCAACCAAGUCGGGAGGAGUGGCGGUGCUGGUCGGCAUGGGCAGCCCUGAGAUGACGGUGCCGCUGGCGGGCACCGUGACGCGCGAGGUGGACAUCCGCGGCAUCUUCCGAUACGCUAACGAGUACCCAAUAGCUCUGUCGCUGGUAGCGAGCAACAAGAUCAAUCUAAAGCCGCUAGUCACGCACCACUUCAGCCUGGAGGAGUCGCUAGAGGCCUACGAGGUGGCGCGCCGCGGACUCGGCAUUAAGGUCAUGAUACACGUGCAGGACCGCGACCGGAACAACCCCGUCAAGUUUACUAACUGUUGAUACUGGAGCAUUAAGGCCUGAACACACAAAGUUUGACCGUAGCUCGCUUGUGUGCCGUAUUGUGUGUGUAUACUGUUCCUAGUAGCAAAUAGUUAGCUAUCUCAAAAUUUGUUGUGUGGUCUCUGUUUGUUGCUUAUAAUUUUUUUACUCUUUACUGAGUUGCUGUCAUCACAAAUAUUUAUUUAUUUAUUUAUAUCCGAUUCUACGGGCCGCAGUAUACUGUGCCAAGCCAACUUUGUGUAUAGCAGCCCUUGGGCUUUGUGAAUCAUGUUUUAUUUACGAGUUUCGCAUUUUUAUAUUGUUUUAUACCAACGCACGAAUGCCAUAGAAUUUAAUGUUUUAUUAACGGGGACAGUUUUGGGAAAUCUUAAACCAAAGGUGAUACGGGAUACUAAUAAUUUUAUGAAACUUAACAAACUAUUUUGCACAUUGUAUAAAAAAUUAUAUUAAAU
Messenger RNA from Maniola jurtina (meadow brown), 1660 nucleotides. RefSeq names its product sorbitol dehydrogenase-like. The record is from RefSeq and is a predicted model, not a curated record. The transcript is spliced from 9 exons. The coding region runs from base 123 to 1208 and encodes 361 amino acids. Gene Ontology annotation, molecular function: zinc ion binding; L-iditol 2-dehydrogenase (NAD+) activity. Lineage: Eukaryota; Metazoa; Arthropoda; Insecta; Lepidoptera; Nymphalidae. Gene Ontology annotation, biological process: D-sorbitol catabolic process.